AUGCUCCCUCUUGACGUGGCCAGAGCCCUCUCAAAUGGAGUCGCGCAGGCCGUUGCAUAUAUGCACUCAGAAGGCUAUGUCCAUGGAGAUAUUCAUUUAAGCACCACUCUGGCUAGACUUCCAAGGAAAGCUUAUGAUAUUUCUGUCGAUGAUUUGUACAAGGAGUUUGGAUACCCGGAGGCCAUCACCGUUACGCGCGUUGAUAGCCAACCGCUUGCCCCAAAUGUACCCUCCAAAGAUGUUAUACCAUUAUUUCUGGGCAAAUAUGCGGAUAAACCCCUGAUAUCUGAUGCGCCCCCUUCCCUUAGUGACUUUGGUGAGGCCUUUGCGCCAGAAUCAGAGAGACGCCUUGGUCGAGAUUCGCACACCCCUGCUGCAUUUCGAGCACCAGAUGCCCAAGUCGAGCCUGACACUCCACUUUCAUGCCCAGCAGAUAUACUCGAGUGA
This is a messenger RNA of Aspergillus calidoustus, 447 nucleotides long. The record is from the annotation of a GenBank genome assembly. NCBI's taxonomy places the organism in Eukaryota, Fungi, Ascomycota, Eurotiomycetes, Eurotiales, Aspergillaceae.